Messenger RNA from Thlaspi arvense, 1194 nucleotides. The record is from the annotation of a GenBank genome assembly. Lineage: Eukaryota; Viridiplantae; Streptophyta; Magnoliopsida; Brassicales; Brassicaceae.
GGGCAUUGUGCGAAAGUGAAAGGGGAUCGUGAAGAUAAGAAUAUUGGUGAGGAGACGGCAGAAUAGGAUUGGGAAACGGAAGCGAAAGAUGAACACGGCGAAAAAGAUGCCCAAAUCCAGGUUAGAAUCUGAACUAGUUCUCUGUUACCAUCUGAACAAAGGCGCAAUGAUAAACAAGUCAUCGAAGAAUUGCAGGAAGAAAUCACGUUGUUACAUAUUUACGAAUCAUCUAAACAACAACAACAAAUGCUCAAAGAUGUACAAGUCAUCGAAGAAUUGGAAAUUGAAUGGUGACGACGAUUACUGCGGUGUGAGCUACACCGAGCUGUUGGAACUUGAAAGUUUGUUACGGCAGGGGUUCUGCAGUGUGGAGGAGCAACGAGUAAAGGCACUAGACGAAUUAAGAGUCGCGCAGGCAACAGAGUGCGACCUUAUGGGGAACGAAUGGGUUAGCAAAACCGAGGAGGAGGAUUUCGGAUAUCAUUGGGCUCUGGGAAAGAGAAGAAGAGCUUUGAGGCUCAAGGCUAGAGAACUCCGGCUCAGCGCUGGCCCACAGGAGCAUAGCCGUGACCCUGACAUUCGGAAGGAAGUCAUUGAUUCUUUGAAGAGCGAGAAGGAGAGACUGCGGCUUUGGAACCAGAGAAUGACUGGUAAAGAGAUCGACGGUAUGGGUUGCCACGAGCUGCGGGUAUUUUCACUUGAUAUACAGCGUGGUUUGGCCAACGUGCGGGACAAGAUUCAAAGGAACGAGAAUUAUGUCAUACAAGUGACAAAGCAUGCCAACGGGGUAUAUAUUUUUAUCAACGUACGUGUGCAUGAUAUUGUAAAACUCUCUUCUUCUUCUUCUCUGACAUUUUUCUUCUGUCACCAAGGAAACAUCAUUCUGUCACCCAUUACCACCGUGGCCAACCUUGGACUCGUGUUACUAGGUUCUUGGAAGGGGAAGAGCAUGUUAAGAGAUCAUCGAAUCCGUUUUACAAGAGAGAGUCUUGUUGUGACUAUCUACUUGUUGUGAUUUUCAUGGGUUGUUCUCGCUUAAAUCAAGUAUGCUCUACUAUGUUUAAAGUUAACUCUCUCAUUGCCAAAACAUAUAUAUGCAUGAUACUUUAAAAAUAUUGCAUACGAUAAUAGCAAUUUGAUGUUAUGUUGAUAAUAUCUGGGUCAGAUUUGUAAUAAAAAGUAUAAACAAGGCGG